UCUGAUUUAUUAUUUAGUUGACAUUCAGACGGCUAAUCAGUUGCAGCGGGAAUGAGUUCUAAGCGAGCAGGCGAACAAUCGUCGGCUUCCAACUCCGGAUCGCCACCGGCCAAGAAGGCAAUGACCCAACUGAAGCCGAUCGAAAUUGGACCCGUCCGAUCUCUGGAGGACAUGGACAUCAAGGUGUUGCAAUUUCAAAAUAAGAAGUUAGUGGAGAGAAUUGAUCAGCGGCGGAAACAUGAAGAGGAGCUGAAGAGAAGAAUCGAACAGCUGGAGCAGAGGCAGGCCACCGAUGAUGCAGUUCUCUGUAUUGUUAAUCGAUAUUGGAACCAGCUUGAUGAAGAUGUUCGAGUUCUACUGCAGAGGUUUGAUGCUGAGGGAGUGGAUGAAGAUGAAAAAGAAAACGAGAGUUCAGCUGUGACAUCAUUCCUAACCUUGCUGUCCCAGUGGGACAGACAGGAGAUUGAGGACAAGUUGAGCCAGAGAGUGGAGUUUUCUGAGAGGGCCAUUGGCAAGUUGUUGCAGGCAUACGACAGGCUUCUGCAAAGAAAGGAAAAAAUUUGGCAGAUUGUUAAGAAUAAAAAUGAUUCUGUACUAUCAAAGGAUGAAUUGGAUGAACCUACGUCAGCGACAUCGUCUUCUGGAUCAACAAUAUCAACAUUAAAAAAUACAGAUGCAGACCCAGACAGCAUUUCAGACAACAAGUCUGCGGACAAGAGCAACAAAGACACUGCCAUGAAAAUUGAGUCAGACAUAAAGAAUGAAGCAGAUAGUACUCUAACUAAAUCAGACAAUCCAACUGCUACUACUGACGCUGAUAACAAAAACUCUGAAAGUGACAGUAGUUCUAAAGAGGAAAAGGAAAAGAAAAGCUUGAGGACGUCGACAUCUGACUCGGGAAAGUUUGAAGGUCCGGCACUGAGUGAGACCGUCAUGGCGGAAAUGGACAGAUUGAUGGAGGAGAACAAGAGGCUGCACAAUAUAGUCACUCAGAUGCAUCAGAAACAUCAUGAAAUUAUCCUCAAGAAUUCCGAGUUGCAGGACAAGAAUGCAGCUGCCGAAACAGAAUCGGCUGAGUUAAAGAAUCAUCUGGAGGAGGCGGAGUAUCACCUGGAGUCAUCCAAUAACAGAGUGACCAAACUGGACAAAUAUCUAAAUGAGGUUCUCUCGAAAUUGAAGACCUACCAAGAGGGAGAGAUCAAAGUUCAAGGGGGCGGUGAAGGGGUGUCCAAGAAUAAGUUCAACGAAAUGAUGGCAGAACUGGAGGAGCAGAAGGAACUUGCCAUGACGAGGUUGGGAGAGUUGGAAAAACUGCAAGAGGAGCACGAGGAAUCUGUGAAAGAGAAUGAGAAGCUAAAAAUAGAUCUAGCAACACUACCGGAAUCAGUGAUAACGGAAACAACGGAGUACAAAUGUUUGCAGUCGCAGUUUUCAGUUCUGUACAACGAGAGUGUGCAGAUGAGGGCACAGCUGGAAGAGUGCCGGAACCUCUUCAGCGCCAGUAAGAACGCCCACCUCAGGCAGAUCGAACAGAUGGAGUUGGAAGAGCUGGCGAUGCAGAAGAAAUUGAGGAAGGAGAUGAUUGAGAUGGAGGACUUGCAUGCCCAGGUGUGCAGGGAGCACGACAACCUCAGGAUGGAGUUCGAACAGACGCUCGCCGCCAAUGAACAAACUGGACCUAUAAACAGGGAGAUGCGCAACCUGAUCAGCAGUUUGAAGACCCACAAUGAACAGUUGAAAGGUGAGGUGCAGAGGUACAAGAGGAAACUGAAGGAGGCCUAUGACGAUGUCGAGAAGUUGAAGCAGGAAGUAGCGGCAGCAGCAGCAGCUUCUCAACCAUCAUCAUCGGCGGCAGCAUCAUCGUCAUCAACUGCUGAAGGUACGUCAGCCAAUGAGCUUGGAGCUUCCGACGUCAUCAACAAGGAACAGGAAGAGCUUGAGAGACACAGAUUGGAAGCUGAGAUUAUCAAAGAUCUUAAAUGUGAUAUCAAGAAACUGCAGGAAAAAGAGAAAGAAAUAAAAAUUCAUCUUGACAGUCUAAAGAGUAUGUCAAAGGAAGGGCGAGAUAAGGCACAACUGAUGGCAUCGGAAAAAAAGGCCAAAAUGGAAUUCGAGGAAUCGCGCAACCAUAUGAGGAGGUUGCAGCAGGAACUGGACCGCAAGGAGAGGAGGAAACACGGCGAUGAUGACGUCAUGAAGAGGUUGAGGAAGUUAGAGGAACAUAACACUGAACUGCAGAGGUGUCUCUCCGCUCAGAAACAGGAAGAGGAAGCCAUGUUGAAUGAGAUGGAGGUGACAGGUCAGGCCUUUGAGGAUAUGCAGGAGCAGAAUGUUCGACUGAUGCAACAACUCCGGGAAAAAGAUGACGCCAACUUCAAGCUUAUGUCUGAGCGUAUCAAGUCGAACCAGAUCCAGAAACUGUUGAGAGAUGAGAAGGAUGUGCUGGCAGAACAGGUGGAAACCCUUCAACACCAGGUGGAGGCCCAGAACCUGGUGGUCCGGAAGUUGGAGGAGAAGGAGCGUCUGCUGAUGGCGACCGUCAGUUCCAUGGAUAAAGAUUUAACUUUGAGACAGCAAGCUGCCGAACUGCACAAAAGGAAAGCUGUUGAAAGCGUGCAGACGGCCACAGACCUGAAACUGCACCUGGAUAAAUAUCAUUCGCAACUGAAGGAAGCGCAACAAGCUGUUGCCGACAAGACAACUGCCUUGCAACAACAGAGUUUUAAAUAUCGUAGAAUGCAGGAAGAAUUAGCCGUGCUACGCAAGAAGCUGGAUAGAGUGAAGAAGAUUGAAAUGGCGAGUUCAGCUGAUGAAGUGCUCAUGGAGGAGAUCAGGGAGUAUAAGGAGCAGUUGACCUGCCCGUCUUGCAAGGUGAAGAAAAAGGAUGCAGUGCUGACGAAAUGCUUUCACGUCUUCUGCUUGGAAUGCCUCAAAACGAGAUACGAGACGAGACAGAGGAAGUGCCCGAAAUGUAACGCCACAUUCGGCGCCAAUGACUAUCACAGGAUAUAUCUUGAAUAAUAAUAUCUAUGGACUUUUUUUGGAUAGUUGUAUGCUUGUUUGUUAUCGGCUGUGUGAUCGAUUGAAUGAUUGACUAGAUGAAUGAAUGGUUGAUUGAUUGAAUGAGUUAAUCAUUGGAUAAAUGAAUGAAUGAAUGAUUCAGAGAAUGUGAGUGAUUGUGAGUAUGUGUAUGUUGGGUGACAAUAAAACCUUACUCAACCGAACUGAACUGUAAGGCUUUACAGUCAACUUUACACUGAAUUGUUAGGUUAUUAUUAUUGAUGGACGUUUCUACGAACAGUCGCUCUCCCUGAAAUGUAACUGAAAAAUGAACUUUGAAUGAUUUUUUGACUUAUUUAAUGAACUGAAUAUGUGUGUGUGUGUGUGUGUGUGUGUGUGCGUGUGUGUUUAUAAUUGUUUUCAAUGUUAUCGUCAAUGUCAUUUCUACGUAAGCCCAUUAUUAAUCAAUUAAAUUUAUUAAGUAAGUAACUGUUUUUCUUUCUAAUUUUAUUAGUUUGUCUUGCGUGAUCUUGCAAAAGUUUCAAAUUUAAUUAAUUAAAUUCUGUUCAUUUAAAAGUAAAAAGAAAAAUUUGUAAUUAAAUUGCUACAAUAAAAUAUUGUAAACACUA
Molecule: messenger RNA, 3629 nt
Organism: Helobdella robusta
Lineage: Eukaryota; Metazoa; Annelida; Clitellata; Rhynchobdellida; Glossiphoniidae
Exons: 21
Coding region: 52-3021 (989 amino acids)
Cellular component (GO): nucleus; HULC complex
Molecular function (GO): metal ion binding; ubiquitin protein ligase activity
Source: RefSeq, a predicted model, not a curated record